AUGCCUAUGCAAAUGAAUCGGACUGCCUUAGAUACAUUGCAUAGUGUGGCCGAGGUCAGUGAGAGGACAUUUGGAGGCUUCACUGGGAAGAAACCUAUGCGUUCCCUCGGUCAUCAAGGCCCGAUUGAGGAAGAUGAGACUGAAGGCAAGGGACCGAAGAAGGGUGCUGCGGCUGCCCGCUUCCCACGUGCUGCUGUCAAAAUCCUGAAGGACUGGAUGAUCGCACAUAUCGACCACCCUUACCCAACCGAAGAAGAGAAGGAAGCAUUAGGCCAGCAGACUGGUCUGUCUAUGAGCCAGAUCUCUAACUGGAUGGCGAACACAAGGCGAAGGCACAAGGCACGACCGAAGCGAACUUCAUCGCCUAGUUUGCGACCAGUAACUGAACCUGUCAAUGUUCCACCGGGUCGAACCUGGGAGUCUCUGAAUCCCUUCGAACGAUGGAAGCACUCCCCCCCUGAGAACGAACCGGCGCCGCUGCAAGCUAUCGCUCACAACGUGGAGAAUUUCGACUUCCCUGAUGACGCCGAUCGAAGCGCUGCGAGUAGCUACAGGAAGGAGAACUCGAACGACAGUACCGGCAGUUUCUCAGUCUUUCGCGCGCCCUCCAUCACAUCUUUGGAGACCGGCCUCACGAUCCUCUCGUCAGGGUCCAUUGGCACUUUCUGCACUGAUCGCUUCAAGAAUAAGUACGACUGGACCCGUCACGAAAAGUCUCUUCACCUGUCUCUCGAGAAGUGGAUAUGUGCUCCACUUGGUGACGUUAUCACCUGCUCUUCGUCUGGCCAGCGCAAAUGUGUCUACUGUGAUGAGGUAAACCCCAGCAAUGCGCACUUGGAAUCACACAACCACCUUGCCUGCGAAGAGAAGGGAAUGGAGGCAAGAACUUUCUAUCGCAAAGACCACCUCAGGCAACAUCUUCGCUUAAUGCACGGCUGGGGUCUUGACCCGCAUGUCGCCCAACACGUCACGAAUGCCAUGCCACCGUACCUAAUCGCGAACGAGAGCAAGUCUCCGUUCCCAUUCUCCGCCACCAACUCAUCAUCGAUGAAACAUCCAGGCAUGAGCCUGGACCAACCCGAUCUUGAGGUCCUGCUACCCAACAGCAACGACAUCUCACCAAAGACGUGCAAUUUCGCCGUAGACGAGUCUACUAGUACAGGAACCACGCAGCGCCCUUCACCACACACAACUUCACCACACCGUUCUCCUCAUCCAUAUGCAACUUGCUGGGAGAUACUCACGCUGCGCCUUGGCCGCUUUGCGCGCCAGCACAUUGAGCAACAUGGGUCAGGCUCAGUUACAGAUGCAAUGCUUCAAAGCGAAGCUCGACGCAUUCUAUACGACUCGGAUGACGCAUGGGAACAAACGGCAGCCGACAAUCCGGAAUGGCUCAAUCUCUUUAGGAAAGCACACGGCAUGGAUCUCACCCAACCACAAGCGAUCGCGGGCCAGUACUCCAACCACGAGGUGUUGGAAGAUCUAGGCUUGGGACCCAAUGCACAGCUCGAUGAGAGCUUCAACCUCAAGAACUUUCAUUGCAUCUCCAAGAACUUUCACGACCCCCGCACCAUGGCCAUGUCGAAAGCAGGCGAAGUUUCUGUACCGAUCACGCACAUGCUCGGUGCCACCACGUCCGCACCUACAUCGGCGACUUCCAACCUCCCUAUCUCUUCCUUCACUGAUUUUGGAGGCUUGGACCUGAACGCAACAAUAAAUGAUCUAGAAGGUACGGGUGCGGGUGGUUUCUGCAUCGGCGAUGACGGCGAGUUCUGCACUACCUCGGCGCCUCUCUCGAAAAGUCAUCCAGCCUUCAUGACCCCUAUCAACGAGCUGGCGUGCAACGCUUCCAACAAUGCCAUUGACCCGGAUUACGGUUUUCCUGUGUUCAGCACGGCCGACCCUGACUUCGACAUGACGGCGACAUCCACAGGAUUCGGAUCAACCCUGGCUGCCACAUCGGGCUUUAGCGACUCGGAUCUGAGCGCAGGUGCGACGAUAGAUCAAUCGCAGAUGUUGCCGUGGGAUGAUACCGAUUUGACGUUCAGCAUGGAUAUGGACCUAGAUAUGGAUCUUGGCAUGCCUACCAGCUCAGGGGCGUGA
Molecule: messenger RNA, 2103 nt
Organism: Didymosphaeria variabile
Lineage: Eukaryota; Fungi; Ascomycota; Dothideomycetes; Pleosporales; Didymosphaeriaceae
Exons: 6
Coding region: 1-2103 (700 amino acids)
Biological process (GO): regulation of DNA-templated transcription
Molecular function (GO): DNA binding
Source: RefSeq, a predicted model, not a curated record